Candidozyma haemuli is the source of this 906-nucleotide messenger RNA. RefSeq names its product DNA-directed RNA polymerase I subunit. The record is from RefSeq and is a predicted model, not a curated record. Gene Ontology annotation, biological process: DNA-templated transcription; DNA-templated transcription initiation. Gene Ontology annotation, cellular component: RNA polymerase I complex. The transcript has a single exon. The coding region runs from base 1 to 906 and encodes 301 amino acids. Lineage: Eukaryota; Fungi; Ascomycota; Pichiomycetes; Serinales; Metschnikowiaceae.
AUGCCAGCGGAGGUCAGGGAAAGCUCGCCCGAUGUGGCUGAGCCAGCACUCAAGAAGAGAAAUAUCGCUAAAACCACUAAUAAGGUCAAUGACGAAGGCAUCUCUGAAUGCUUCAAGGUUGUUCGUACAAAGUUCUACCUUUCGCUAGCUCCUUGUCAUUUGGGUAACCCCAUCAACGGUAUCAAAGCUCAGCAUUUGGAGCCUUUGGUGAUGAAGUAUCAUGCUAAGGCUAGAGGUGUGGUUUUGUCCUACUUCAACGUCACAUUGUCGAACGAAAGAAACUCUAGCCCAGGUGACAAGUCAGACUUGAUCAAGGUUGACGAUGCCACUCCUUUUGCAUUCUUAUGGGCCACUGUGGAUCUUCUUAUAUGGCAGCCACAACCAGGCGAUGUGUUAGAAGGCUACAUCUACAUGCAAACACAGUCACAUAUCGGUUUGCUUAUCCACGACACAUUCAAUGCAUCUCUUAAAUUUAAAAACCUUCCACAAGAUUGGCAGUUCGUGCCUAGCCAGGCCGACGAGUAUGGCGAAGAACAAGGCGAUUCUGGUAACUCCAAGUUCAGAUCAUACGGAUAUUGGACUGACGAGAACGGUACCAAGGUGGAAGGUAAAAUCAAGUUCACUGUUAAGGUUGUCAACACUUCCGGCAGAAUGGUUUCUUUGGAAGGUACUUUGGUAUCGCCUGAAAGUGAGCUUGAUGCUCAGCCAAUUUCUUCAGAAAGAAGAAAGUCUUCCACCUCUGCUGCUGCUUCUGUCGGUGCUAACCACUUGAGAUUUGAAGAUGAGGAUGGCGCUACUGAGUCGCCUCAGGUCACUGAGAUCCCAGCUGCUGCUGCUGAUGAGGUUCCUUCUUACGACAAAACCGAAGAGAACGACGACUCCUCUAGCGACGAGAGCAGCGACUAA